Molecule: messenger RNA, 1125 nt
Organism: Zasmidium cellare ATCC 36951
Lineage: Eukaryota; Fungi; Ascomycota; Dothideomycetes; Mycosphaerellales; Mycosphaerellaceae
Exons: 5
Coding region: 1-1125 (374 amino acids)
Biological process (GO): regulation of DNA-templated transcription
Source: RefSeq, a predicted model, not a curated record
AUGUCCAGAGCCUACACACACACGCCACCGAAUCAGAGGAACACCAACGACGCUUCCCUAAGCGCGAUCCUUGCAUCGCACUUGAACGACGACAACAACCACCGUCCCCAGUCAAUGGAUGGUAGACAGCCAGAGUACCCGCAGUCAGAUCAAGCGUCUGCUGUGCAAUACCAGGCCGGCCAAGACUACAAGCCCUCCAACUUCUCGUCCUCUGCCACCCCAGACUCAAACUACGGCUUGCCUCAGUCGGCGCGUUCAGGAAGCUUUCCAGAGUACAUCCAGCAGCGCUCUUACCCAGACGGUCGCCAGACGCAGUACCCUGCUGGCGCGCAGAAUCCCUCCAUUGCCCAGUCGAGUCCAAGCUACCCACCACCCCACAACUACUCGCCUUACCCGCCGCAACACGACGUUCCUCCCCAAUACCCCGGCCAGCCGAUGACCUCGUACGGUCGCCCAGAAUGGGCAGGACAGUAUCAGCAACCCAUGGGCUACGGUCACUCCCCAGCGACGACUGGCGGUGCCGCUCCUAACAUGAUGGCGCACGCCAUUCCAAGACCUCCCGCGGGAGGCCAUCCACUGUCAACAGUGUAUUCUUUUGUGCCAAUUCCAGGUGCUCAACAGCACAAGCGUCCUAGGCGACGGUAUGAGGAGAUUGAGCGCAUGUACAAGUGCGGCUGGAAUGGCUGCGAAAAGGCGUACGGCACGCUCAAUCAUUUGAACGCGCACGUGACGAUGCAGUCGCACGGCACAAAGCGAACUCCAGAAGAGUUCAAAGAAAUCCGCAAAGAAUGGAAGGCCAAGAAGAAGGAGGAAGAGAACCAGCGCAAGGCCGAAGAAGAACGCCAGCGCCAAGAAGCUGCUAGAAGCGGUCAGGACACUUCCCAGACUUCAGGCCAGCCUGGACAAUACGGGCAGCCACAUAUGAUGCAGCCACAGAUGGGUGGUCCUCAGCUCCCGCCCAUUGGAUACCAGCCCGCCGGCGGUCAGGCGCCUGGCCAGUAUGCGCAACCACAGCAAGUCGACGGAGCGCAGCAAUACGGCGGAAGCGGCCAGUUAUACGGUGCACAAGGCUACCCUCAAAGCCCAUAUGGUCAAGGUGGCCUUCCAUACCAGCAGCGUGUGUAA